This is a messenger RNA of Penicillium maclennaniae, 168 nucleotides long. Its product is annotated as DUF5310 domain-containing protein. Lineage: Eukaryota; Fungi; Ascomycota; Eurotiomycetes; Eurotiales; Aspergillaceae. Gene Ontology annotation, biological process: outer mitochondrial membrane organization. The transcript is spliced from 3 exons. The record is from RefSeq and is a predicted model, not a curated record. Bases 1 to 168 code for a protein of 55 amino acids.
AUGGCUAAUCUCCCUAACCUGCGACGCCUCUUCGUCGAGGCUCGGACGGAGGUUGAGGAGAACGAGUACUCCCGCACGGCUUUCUACAAUCUGGUACUCUUUAUUUCGUCCGUCGCUGUCUUCAGCUUGGCCGCCCAACGCAUGAGCGGGACUAAAUCCGUCAAAUGA